UAUGCCCUAGAUCCAUCUAAGUUCUUGGGCAAACAUAACUGAGAAUGGCUGCGGCUCAAUCGGUAGUCGCAUUAACUUAAAAUAUGGAAUGAAAGGCGAAGGGAAUGCUAGUUUCAUAUCGAAAACAUGUUGUACCGUCAAGACCGACGAAAAUCCGAUUGACCUGACCCUUUUACCAAACGAAAAAUGGCGGCAUCCCGCGAGCGUAGUGAGUUUUCUUUUCAGUCAAAGGACCUCUCAGAUACUCUUUUCAACAUCAACCAUCGGGACAUCUUUGGUCACCUUCCGCCCUUGAGUGCACCUCAGCCUGCCUAUAGUGAAAGACCAAAAAUUGUGGAGUAUGGAGCAUAUACUAAAGCAUCACCUACCAAAGAAAAAGGUCAUUACCGACAUACUAGUGAUGCAGUUGCGAAUAACUACACACCAUCUGCUCAGACUUUGACAACAAAGCUGAUCUAUAAGAGACAAGGCAAGUCAUCUGGCUCAGUUUCAAAGAGGACAAAUUUGAGGAAACAGCAUAAUUCACUUAGAAAUGUGAUUGAAGGAAAACUGCAACCUCUUCAUGGAGGAACAUCUUCAUCACCUGCUUCAGGAUACUAUGUGGGAAAAGGGGCAUCACGGGCAGGGCUUAACAAAGGGCACACAAGUCCACCUCACAUGGGAGCACCCACUAAAUCAUAUCCUCAGAAUGAACAGGAAACUUCUGAAGGAGAGAGACAAAUUGGUGUUGAUGCAAGUCCUCUUUCAAGCUCGAAGCCUCCAAGAGUUAAAAGACCUCAGUCUGUAGAAGAGUUUCUGAAGUCAAAUAGCCAUUCCUCUAGUCCUUAUAUGCAUAAUGAUGACAAAUCCAUAUCCGAGUCUCCAGACUUCAAAAAGACAAAACUUGCAUGGGGAGGGCAAAGCAGGAUGAGUGAACCAAGCCGAAAUGAAACCUAUGAAAUGACCUCAAAUGGUCAUACAGACUCAGUGCUCCAAGAUUUUGUAGAAAGCUGCACCCUAACAACUUCACAAAAUGUCUCUUCUAUGUAUUCAUUCAGAGAGCAUGAUGAUGAGACACUGUCUGUUUUAAAUAUCUGUUUCCCUCCAUCAACCACACCUACUUUUGGUCUAUCACGUUCUGUCUCACCACUUGAAUCAGAGCGUGAGAGAUACAACCGUCUUGUGGAGAAGGCAAUUCAUACCAGCAUGGUAGCACCAUUAUCCAGGGAAUGGAAGAGGAAGACCCAUGAUUUUCUUCCAAAAUCCUUGAAACAGGAUUUUAAAGAAACGCUUGAUGAACUUGACAAGGAAAUGGAGACAGAAUAUACAAGAAGUGUCAAGCAGAGUAUCCUGGAUUAUGUGCUUUUGGAUUCAAAAGAACAAAGGAGACUUGGACUUCAUAUGCCGCAACCAGUCAUAUAUCCAGCUGGAAGAGACAGUUUUCCUUGGCAUGUUUCAGUUAUCACCUCACGGGAAUACCUUGAGAAUAAUCUUUUUGUAACCCAUGUUGUUCUGAAAGAAUUGCUAUUCCUUUGGGAAUCACAAUUUCCAGAGUGGAGAAGAUGGAUCAUUUCUUCUCAUCAAUUGCAUCUCUUAUGUCACACAAUCUUCGCAGUGCUGUGUAUUCUUCUAUUAACGACCUGGUACAGUUCGUAGAGAUGUACAAACUUGGAAACGAUUUUACGGAGCCGUUUGAAAGAAGUCUUCCCAUACUACCACAACCAAUUGUACUUACAGUGGUACCUGAAGUAGAGGAGGUCACGGUUGCUUAUGAGCCGAGUUUCUCAGAUGUGACCGAAAUCCUACAUGAAGUCAUUGAGCACAUGGUGAAAAGUGUGCAAACCCUCGAGCGUGUUGAGCACCAGCUUUUCUACGAAGACGAAGGACUAAAAAAGCGUUAUAUCCGUAGUGUACAGUUUGAUGAAGAAAGAGUUGUGGAGGCCAAGGCAAGAGUGGCUGAUGUGGUGGAGAAAAACAGCGCGGGGCCGCUCAAAUUCCGAUCAGUUUAUGAACCACUGCAUUACUUACUAACAAGAGAGUCUGAUGUGAAAACUAUGAGAUUCACAUCCUCUGACCGUCACCUGGUGGAGUAUGGCAUCGAGUUACAAAAGGUUUACGACCUUACAAAUUUGGCAUCUUCUAUGGAUCUGUUUAUUCCCAUGGAAUUUUUCGUGUUGGACUGCACCAAAAUCAAAGAGUUCCUUGUGUUGCGUGCCAAUGAUCUGGUAAGGAUGAUGACGUCAAAGCUAGUCAGGAAGAGUUUUGAUUUCAAUCGGUCCAUUUGUCAUCAGUAUGAUUACAUUGUUAAUCGUAUAACGUCAUCGUCAAAGACCACUGAUGAACUUGUGGAUUUGGAGAAAUAUAUUGACAAUCUAAGGAGUGGACCUUUAGUUCAUUUGAAGGUGGAACUUGAGGAAGCAGCAGAUCUAGUUCUGUUUUUGAUGGAUCACACGUUCCUUGCUGAUGAUCAUUUGGCUCUCAAUGAAACCACAUUCACAUGGCCUGAACGGAUUUUUCCCAUUAUAAAAAUGAGUGAAAAUCGUGUUACAAGGGAACACGACACAGCCAUGAACAAACUGUUUGAUUGGCUGGCGAGGUUUGAGGUGCAGUUGAACGAGACUCUUCAAAGUGUGAAAGAGUUCCACUCUAAAGAUAGGAUAUCUGAGGCGAAGACUUACGUGGUUCAGUUGGAGGAACUUAAAGAUAAAGUACAAGAGUUUCUCGACGAGAGAAAGAAAAUUAACAAGGAGGAGGAUUUACUCGGUUGUGAGGUGUACAGUGGAUUUCCUCAGAUUCAGGAGAUAAUUGACGCCAAAGAGCCCUUUGACAAGUUAUGGCGUGCACUGGUGACAUUCCAGGACAAGCAAGAAAUGUGGCUGGCUGGGCCGAUCUUAACACUGAAUGCAGAAGAGAUUGAGGAACAGGUUUCUGAGCUUUGGAGAACAAGUUACAAGCUGACGAAAGAGUUUGCGCACCCAGAGUUUCGUGGACCUCUUAGAGUGGCCUCUACAGUAAAAGCGCGACUAGAAAACUUUAAGGUUAACAUGCCUUUGAUCAACGCAUUGUGUACACCUGGAAUUAAGGAGAGACAUUGGGAAGCAAUGAGUGUAAAGAUUGGCUUUAAUAUUGCUCCGAAAGAAGACACUACUCUAAAUGAGAUGUUAGUCCUCGGUCUUGACAAGUUUGUAGAAGAACUGACUGAGAUCAGUGGAAGAGCAGCAAAAGAAUUCUCUUUGGAGAAGGCACUGAGCAGAAUGAAAGAAGAAUGGAAAGACAUCGAGUUUGUGUUUGUUCAAUACAAAGACACAGGAAUCAGUAUCUUGUCAGCUGUGGAUGAUCUGCAGGUCUUACUUGAUGACCACAUAGUGAAAACAUUGACAAUGAAGGGCUCUCCGUUCGUUGUUCCUUUUGAAGCAGAAUUAAAAGAAUGGGAAACCAAACUGAAUCUAAUGCAAGAUAUUGUGGAGUCGUGGCUGAAGGUGCAAGCUUCAUGGCUUUAUUUAGAGCCCAUAUUUUGUUCUGAGGACAUUCAAGCUCAGAUGCCAGAGGAAGGAGAAAAAUUACGGACGGUUGACAAAUACUGGAGGAAGAUAAUGACUGAAUCAGUCAAAGAUCCUCGAGCCUUAGUAGUAACACGACAGCCCCAAAUGUUGGACAAACUUCAGCUCUCAGAGAGCCUUCUUGAAGACAUACAGAAAGGAUUGAACGAGUAUUUGGAGAAGAAACGCUUGUUUUUUCCAAGAUUUUUCUUCCUUUCAAAUGACGAGUUACUGGAAAUUCUAUCCGAGACGAAAGAUCCUCUGCGUGUUCAGCCACAUCUAAAGAAGUGUUUUGAAGGUAUUGCAAAGUUGGAAUUUAAUGAGAGGAAAGAGAUCAGUGCUAUGAUAUCAGCUGAAGGAGAGACUGUGAAGUUCUCCAAGAAGGUGGUGCCUGCGCAUGCUCGUGGUCUUGUCGAGAAAUGGUUGUUACAGAUCGAACAAACGAUGAAACUGAGCCUGCAAGAGGUAAUGUCUGAAGCGGUUACCGCCUAUCCACAGAACCCAAGGACAGAGUGGGUAUUGUCUUGGCCAGGACAGGUGGUGCUUGCCUCCAGCAUCAUUUACUGGACUAAGGAAGUCACUCAGGCGAUGAUACAGAAAGAUGGCUUAGAAGAUUAUUACAAACAAAGCACUCAACAGAUAGAAGAUAUCGUCGGACUUGUGCGAGGAAAGUUGUCCACCAUGUCCCGGAUCACUCUAGGAGCUCUCAUUGUGAUUGAUGUGCAUGCGCGUGACGUGGUAGCUAAGCUGAAGAAGGAAGGCGUGACAAACCCUAACGACUUUCAAUGGAUUAGUCAGUUGCGUUACUACUGGGAAACAAAGGCUGUUAUUGUAAGGAUGAUUACCACAGCGGUCAAAUAUGGUUACGAAUACCUUGGCAACAGUGGAAGACUGGUCAUUACUCCUUUAACAGACAGAUGUUACAGGACUUUGAUGGGUGCUCUCCUGUUGAACCUGGGAGGGGCCCCUGAGGGACCUGCUGGUACGGGGAAGACGGAGACAUGUAAAGAUUUGGCGAAAGCUGUUGCUAAGCAGUGCGUUGUUUUCAACUGCUCAGAUGGACUGGACUACAAAGCCAUGGGAAAGUUCUUCAAAGGUCUCGCACAGGCAGGGGCCUGGGCCUGUUUCGACGAGUUUAACAGGAUAGAGCUGGAAGUGUUGUCGGUUGUAGCACAACAGAUUUUGACAAUACAAAGGGCCGUCAUGGAACAAGUCGACAAGUUUGUGUUUGAGGGAACAGAAAUUUCUCUGGAUCCGUCAUGUACCAUCUUCAUAACUAUGAACCCUGGUUACGCUGGCCGUGCAGAGCUCCCUGAUAAUCUGAAGGUUCUUUUCCGCACAGUCGCCAUGAUGGUUCCUGAUUAUGCCCUGAUUAGUGAGAUCAGUUUAUAUUCCAUGGGCUUUGUUAACGCCAGGAGUCUGUCGGCAAAGAUUGUGGCUGUGUAUAGGCUCUGUUCCGAGCAGCUUUCCUCUCAGCAUCAUUAUGAUUAUGGUAUGCGAGCAGUCAAGUCUGUUCUCACUGCCGCAGGAAAUUUAAAACUGAAGUAUUCUGAACAAGACGAGGAUAUUUUGUUGCUAAGGUCCAUCAUGGACGUCAACUUGCCAAAGUUUUUAUCACAAGACUUGCCUUUGUUUGAAGGCAUUGUGUCAGACUUGUUCCCAGGCAUCACUCUGCCAUCUCCUGACCACGGUGUCCUGGAAGAGGCACUCAGACGGAACAGCGUGAAGAUGGGACUACAGGCGGUACCAUGGUUUGUUGAAAAAGUUGUACAGGUGUACGAGAUGAUGUUGGUCCGUCACGGCUUUAUGAUCGUGGGGGAUCCCAUCGGCGGAAAGACGUCAGCGUGGAAGGUUCUGGCUGCAGCCCUGACUGAGCUUGGUAAAGAUGAAGACUCAGAUGAAGUUGGGGUUCAGUACAGGAUCAUUAACCCCAAGGCUGUCACCAUGGGCCAGUUGUAUGGAAGAUUUGAUCCCGUGUCACACGAAUGGUCAGACGGGGUACUUGCCAAUACUUUCCGUGAACACGCAAGUUCAGUCAGCGAGGAGCGUAAAUGGAUCAUCUUUGAUGGGCCAGUUGAUGCAGUGUGGAUUGAGAACAUGAAUACAGUGCUUGACGACAACAAAAAGUUGUGCUUGAUGAGUGGGGAGAUAAUUCAAAUGAGCUCUCUACAGAACAUGAUAUUUGAACCUCAAGACCUGGAGCAGGCUUCACCAGCAACAGUAAGCAGAUGUGGUAUGAUUUACAUGGAGCCGGGUCAGCUUGGCUGGGAGCCACUUGUCGCUUCGUGGAUGGAGAAGGAAUAUCCUGCAAACCUCAGCCUUGCUAGCAAGAACUCGAUACAGAUGAUGUUUGAUUGGUUGAUUGCCCCGUGCGUGGAUUUCGUCAUAAGACAAUGCCGUGAACUGGUGCGCACGUCACCAAUGCAUAUGGUCAAGUCCAUGUUAAGCAUAUACUCCAUUCUGUUGGAUGAGUUGAGAGAGCCACCCGAAGAGGAAAAGAAAAAGACCGUCAUGGAUGAGGAGGAGUUUGAGGGAGUUAUGGACGAGAAACCGGCCAAGACUGAGGCGGAGAUUUUGCAAUGGCUCCAGUCCCUCUUUCUGUUUGCUUUGUGUUGGUCAAUCGGCGGAAAUUUAGACACUGACUCCAGGCUGAAGUUCAGUGAUUUCUUUAAAGUCUUAGCAGCGGGAACCAACAAACAACACCAAAGACCCAAAGAUUUAAAGCUGCCCAAGAAUUACCAGUUUCCUGGAAAAGGAGUUAUUUAUGACUUCUUUUUCGAUAAGUCAACCUUUGGUACGUGGCAUCCGUGGGAGAAGAAUGUGUUCAUCGAGGAAAUUGCUCCAAACGCCAAGCCGAAUGAGUUGAUCAUACCCACCACAGAGACAGUUCGUCAGCGUUAUUUCCUGGAGUUAUUCCUUGAUCACGAGAAGCCUUUGCUAUUGGUUGGCCCGACAGGAACUGGAAAAUCAGCCAUAACAAACGACUACAUUCUGCGCAUGCCUCCCGACAAGUACAUCGCUAACUUCAUGAACUUUUCCGCCCAAACAACUUCCAACCAAACCCAAGACAUGAUCCUUUCAAAAUUAGAUAGACGAAAGCGAGGUGUGUAUGGCCCAGCCAUUGGUAAGAAGGUUGUGGUGUUUGUAGAUGAUCUAAAUAUGCCAGCUAAGGAGAAGUAUGGUGCCCAGCCACCCAUCGAAGUUUUGCGACAGUGGAUUGAUCAUGGAUACUGGUUUGACAGGAAGGACACGUCAGUACUAACGCUCGUGGACCAGUUGCUAGUGUCUGCUAUGGGUCCUCCGGGAGGGGGCAGGAAUGAAAUUACUCCGCGUUUCCUGAGGCAUUUCAACAUCAUCUCCAUUGACUCGUUCAGCACAGAAACCAUGAGAAAUAUCUUUUCUGUCAUCACGGAUUGGCAUUUUAACAACAGUGGCUUUGAAAUGCAGAUAAGGAGGUUCUCUAAGAUUAUAAUCAGCGCCAUUACCGAGGUGUACACUCAGGCUAUUACCAGCUUCCUUCCCACGCCAUCUAAGUCCCACUAUGUGUUCAAUCUCAGAGAUUUUGCAAGGGUCGUACAGGGGAUCCUUCUAUUUCCCGGAGUUUGUGCCACUCAUCCAAGCAAGCUGAUCAGAUUGUGGGUUCAUGAAGUCUACCGCGUGUUUUACGAUAGAUUGGUUGACUCUGAGGACCGGCAGUGCUUCUUUGAGAUAGUUAAGAAUGUAAUGGCUUCAGAGUUCAAGGAGAAGAUGAACAACGUGUUGGAACAUUUGGCUGGCAGAGGCGGUGUUGUUACUGAUGACAGUCUCAGGAGUUUGUUCUUCGGUGAUUAUAUGGACCGUAAAGCAAAUCCCCGUCUGUAUGAUGAAAUACAAGAUACAGAAGGACUUAGUGCGAUAAUGGAUGGAUUUCUCGAAGAUUACAACGUGUCAAGCAAAGCACCCAUGGACAUGGUGAUGUUCAGAUUUGCCAUCGAACACGUGUCCAGAAUUUGUCGAGUCCUCCGCCAGCCCAAUGGACAUGCGCUGUUAGUAGGUAUUGGUGGUUCUGGUCGUGCUAGUGUUACCAAACUAGCCGCCUUUAUGUCAGAUUAUGAACUCUUUCAAAUCGAAAUCACCAAGACAUACACAUUCACGGACUGGAGAGAAGAUUUGAAAAAGAUGCUGAGGAAGGCUGGCUUCGAUGGAGCUUCUACAGUGUUCCUGUUUGGUGAUCACCAGCUCAAGGAUGAGGCAUUCCUGGAGGAUAUCAAUAUGAUCUUAAACACGGGUGAUGUACCCAACAUCUAUGAGUCUGACGAAAAAGCUGAAAUCACAGAACAGAUGCAAAACAUUGUUCAAGAAAGAAACCUUAAGGUGGAUUCCAGUCCUCUGGCCAUGUAUAACUUCUUUAUCGAGCGGGUUCGCCGUAACUUGCACGUGGUUCUUUGUAUGAGUCCCAUUGGAGACGCGUUUAGAAACAGACUCAGAAUGUUCCCCUCACUGAUCAACUGCUGCACUAUCGACUGGUUUCAGGCUUGGCCCGAAGACGCUCUCGAAAUGGUAGCGAACAAGUUCUUAGACGAAGUUGAAAUGUCUCGUGAGAUUAGAGGAGAAUGUGUUUCCAUGUGCAAACACUUUCAUCAGAGUGUGCGAGGAAUAUCGGACAGGUUUUAUGCUGUUCUUCUUCGGCGAAAUUACGUUACUCCAACUUCAUAUCUGGAAUUGAUCAAGACGUUCAAGUCACUUCUCGGGAAAAAGCGAUUCCAGAUACUGACUCUGAAAACAAGAUAUCUCAAAGGUCUGGAGAAACUAGACUUCGCUUCAUCGCAGGUGUCAAUUAUGCAGCAAGAGCUAAAGGAACUACAGCCAGAGUUGAUUGAAACCAGUAAAGAGACAGAACAGUUGAUCAAAGUUAUUGCUGACGAGACUUUAGAAGUGGAGGAUAAGAAACAGGUGGUACAGGCUGAUGAGGCCACGGCUGAUGCAGCAGCACAGGACGCCCAAGCUAUUAAGGAUGAGUGCGAGGAUCAGUUGGCCGUUGCCAUGCCAGCAUUAAAUGCCGCUGUAUCCGCACUGGACACCCUUAAACAGCAAGAUAUUUCUUUGGUCAAAGCCAUGACAAACCCACCUGCUGGUGUGCGAAUGGUGAUGGAGGCUGUGUGUAUAUUGAAAGUAAGUGAGCCAUUAAAUCCGGAGAAAGUUAAAGAUUCAAAGCUAUAAGUUCUUGGUGACUUAAAAUUCCUUGAGAGUCUCAAGCUAUUUGAUAAAGAGAACAUUCCCGCCGCCACAAUCCGUAAGAUCCGAGAUAAAUACGUAACCAAUCCAGACUUCCACCCAUCGCUCAUCAAAAACGUGUCGUCCGCCUGUGAAGGACUCUGCUCCUGGGUGCGGGCUAUUGAGGUGUACGACAGAGUUGCCAAGCUUGUUGCACCCAAACGUAAACGUCUAAAGGAAGCGGAAUCCCUCCUGGCUCAGCAGAUGUCUCACUUAAAUGAGAAACGAGGCGAGUUGAAAGAAGUCAUGGAUAAAUUACAGAACUUGAACGAUGACUACCGAUCAAAAGUGAACAAGAAACAGGAACUGGAACGAAACAUUGCAUUGUGUUCCCAGAAGCUUCUGCGAGCCGACAAACUUAUUAGUGGACUGGGCGGAGAAAGGACGCGAUGGACUCAGGUUGCUCAUGAGCUGGGUGAAACGUACAACAACAUCGUUGGCGACGUCCUGUUGUCCGCGGGUAUUGUGGCUUAUCUCGGCCCAUUCACUGUGGAAUUUCGACAGGAAUGUAUCAAGGAGUGGUGGGGUUUGUGCCGACAGCAGAGCGUUCCUGUGUCAGACAACUUUUCGUUGUCUGCGACUCUGGGAGAUCCUCUAUCAACACGCGCUUGGCAUAUCGCUGGACUGCCAGUUGACAAUUUCUCACUGGAUAACGCUAUUAUUGUGACGAACUCUCACCGCUGGCCAUUGAUGAUCGACCCUCAAGGUCAGGCAAACAAGUGGAUCAAGAAUAUGGAGAAACCAAACAACUUACAGGUGAUAAAAUUGUCAGACCAGAAUUACGUGAGGACUUUGGAAAACUCCAUUCAGUUUGGAACGCCAGUUCUCUUAGAGAACGUCGGGGAGGAGCUGGAUCCCUUACUGGAGCCUAUUCUGUUGAAACAGACGUUCAAACAGGGUGGAGUCGAGUACUUGCGCAUGGGUGAUCAUGUGGUUGAAUUUAGUAGGGUGACUCUAUUGAACUUCAUGAUUACGCCUCUUGGUCUGGAGGAUCAAUUACUGGGAAUAGUGGCAGCGAAGGAAAAACCCGAGUUGGAAGAGAAAAAGAAUGAGUUGAUCAUAGAGAGCGCUAAGAACAAGAAGCAAUUGAAGGAGAUUGAGGAUAAGAUUUUAGAGGUGCUGUCUACCAGUGAAGGAAACAUUUUGGAGGACGAAACGGCGAUCGAGGUGUUAUCAUCCAGCAAAAAGCUGUCAGAGGAAAUCUCAGUCAAACAAGAAAUCGCCUCUAAAACUGAAGAAGAAAUUGAUAGAACUCGUGGAGGUUACAAACCAGUGGCUAAACACUCCAGUAUCUUGUUCUUUACUAUAUCUGACCUGGCCAACAUUGAGCCUAUGUACCAAUACUCAUUAACAUGGUUUAUUAAUCUUUACCUGCAGUCGAUCCUAAAUAGUGAACCGUCCUCAGACCUUAGCAGAAGGAUUUUGAACCUCAAUGAUCAUUUUACUUACAGUAUCUACAGAAACGUGUGCCGAUCAUUGUUUGAGAAGGACAAGCUGUUGUUCUCGUUUUUGUUGUGCAUUGGUAUUCUGAAAGGAAGCGGUAAAAUUGAUGAGCAGGAAUGGCGAUUUUUAUUGACGGGUGGAGUGGCCCUGGAAAACAAAUUCCCGAACCCCGCCUCGGACUGGUUAACCGACAAGUCCUGGGCAGAAAUGGUUCGAUGUUCAGCGCUACCUUCAUUCCAAGGAAUUUUGAAACACUUCACAGCAAGAAUUUCGGAAUGGAAAGUAUUUUAUGACUCUGCCAGUCCACAAACUGAACCGCUCCCCGAGCCUUGGGAAGAUGAACUCAACAAACUGCAGCAUUUGAUUAUCUUGAGAUGUUUGAGGCCGGACAAGGUCACCUUAGGCGUGCGUGACUUCAUAACUUUCUACAUGAGUCCAGCCUAUAUAGAGCCGCCCACUUUUGACCUGUCCAAGUGUUAUGAGGACUCAGACUGCUGUGUGCCCCUGAUUUUUGUGUUGUCACCUGGAGCAGAUCCCAUGGCCAGCCUAGUAAAGUUUGCCGAGGAUAUAGGUGUGACCAGGUCUCAUUUUCAGACGAUUUCACUUGGUCAGGGACAAGGACCCAUUGCUUCAAAGAUGAUCAAUGAAGCUAUCGCUGUAGGGGACUGGGUUGUAUUACAGAAUUGCCAUCUUGCAACAUCGUGGAUGCCCAUUUUGGAGAAAAUAUGUGAGGAGGUUAUUGUCCCAGAAAAGACGCACAAGAAUUUUAGACUUUGGCUCACAAGUUACCCCACGGAAAGAUUCCCCGUGUCCAUUUUACAAAAUGGAGUGAAAAUGACCAAUGAGCCGCCGAUGGGGCUCCGGGCCAAUUUAUUGCGGUCGUACCAUAGCGAUCCCAUAUCAGACCCUGCCUUUUUCAAUGGCUGCAACAAACCAAAGGUCUGGAAGAAACUACUUUUCAGUUUAUGUUUUUUUCACGCGCUGGUUCAAGAGAGACGCGAGUUCGGUCCUCUGGGUUGGAACAUUCCGUACGAGUUUAACGAGUCCGACCUUAGAAUUAGCGUUCGUCAACAACAGAUGUUUUUGAAUGACUAUGAGGACGUUCCUCUGGACGCUCUGACCUAUCUCACAGGACAGUGUAAUUAUGGAGGACGUGUAACGGAUGAGAGAGACAGACGUCUUAUCUUGAGUCUCUUGUCAAUUUUCUACUGCCGGGAGGUCACAGAAGAUGAAAACUACAAGUUUUCUAGUAGCGGUUCAUACUUCGCACCCCCUGAGGGUCCUUAUGAUAGCUACCUAGAUUACAUCCGCAGUCUGCCUCUCACUCCAGAUCCUGAGGUGUUUGGUCUACACGAGAAUGCUGACAUAACAAAGAACCAACGUGAAACUCAACAGCUUUUUGACGGAAUUCUACUCACGCUACCCAGACAGACCUCCAGUGGAGGGAAGUCAUCUCAAGAAGUGAUUGAGGAUUUAGCUUCCGACAUCUUGUCUAAGAUUCCGUCGCCUUUUGACACAGAAAUGGUUCAGAAAAAGUAUCCAGUACUGUACGAAGAAUCCAUGAACACCGUACUGCUUCAAGAACUGAUAAGGUUUAAUCGUCUUACGGAUGUUGUUCGAUCGAGUCUUGGGAACAUUCAGAAAGCAAUCAAGGGUCUUGUGGUGUUGUCUUCAGAGCUGGAGGACGUAUUUGGGAGUAUGAUGGUGGGCAAGGUCCCCAACAUGUGGGCGGCCAAGUCUUACCCUUCUCUGAAGCCGUUAGGUAGUUAUGUAGCAGAUCUCGUUGCGCGCCUCAGGUUUUUCAAAGACUGGAUUGACGAAGGUUCUCCAAAUGUGUUUUGGAUCUCUGGAUUUUACUUUACCCAGUCCUUCCUUACAGGUGCAAUGCAGAAUUUUGCCCGACGUUAUAAAAUUCCCAUUGAUCACCUGGGCUUUGAAUUCGAAGUGAUGGAUGAAGAACAGGAUAUGAAGAAGAAACCGGAAGAUGGCGUGUAUGUUAAAGGCCUGUUUAUGGAGGGCGCCAGAUGGGACAGAGUAAAUAAGGUUGUUGGAGAAUCUCUACCAAAGAUACUGUACGAUACUGUUCCAAUUAUAUGGCUCAAGCCGGGGGAAACAGCAGAUUUUCGAGACGAAGGAACGUAUUCAUGUCCAGUUUACAAAACAAGUGCUCGCCGAGGUGUACUUUCCACGACCGGUCACUCGACAAAUUACGUCCUGUCGAUCAACCUACCUUCCAAGAGAGCAGAGAAUCACUGGGUUGUACGAGGAGUCGCCAUGCUUUGUCAGUUGGACGAUUAGAUGAACAAGUCCGAGUAAAAGGUCUUUGAGUGUUAUGAAGUUGGUGGAACAGAUUACCAAUGGGUUAGGCAUGCGAAAGACUGAUCAAACCACUUUUAAGUUUUCUUUUGUAGUAGACCUCUUAAGAAAGCUGUUUCAUAAGAAUCAUUACUUUUUCUUGAAAAAAAAAAAGGGGGGCCUAAUAAAUACCCUAGGACCCCUUCCACACCCUUUCACCCUCAGGUUCGCCCUUGUAUAUGACAAAACUUAUUGAUCCACACAUGCUUUUGAUAUUUAUAUUGUGAUACCUACCAAUUGAAUUUGUUCGUGCGGGACGCGGGUUAAUCUGCGUCCGUUACGCUCGACCGGGCAUUUUCCCGCCUUUUAGAAAGAUUUUCAGUGCCUGACGUUUACGUCUGUUUUCAGCUCUUCGUACACCGAAAUGGCACUAUUUGAAUUUGCAACGAAAAAUAAUUUUUUCUAAUCUUUCUUCAUCGUUGAUCUAAGAAUCAGAAGGGUAUUGAGUAUAAUUUGGCUUCGUUUGCCCCUUUUGGCGUUGUCGAUCUAUCCAUUCAUUUUAAAAACUUAUUCUACCUUAAAAACUCGCGUAUAUAUCAGUUUUGAAAGGUAAUGAGAAUUUUUACUAACGAUUUUAGUGUAUGACUAAGUUUGGAAUACAGAAACCUCCAGAAAUUUCCUUAUUGCAUGUUAAGUCAGCAAAUAAGAGAACUUAUUUAUCACUUGAAGAGUUUUUAUCGCCUAAAGAUGAUAGUUAAUAGCAUUUAGAGCAAUGAACAUAGCGAAUUAUUUUACGAUUUUUCUUCACAAAAAUAAUUUAUUACAUAGAGGCAUGUAUAUAUCUAUGACUCAAAAUUAAUUUAAUGAUGAACGCAAUAUGUGAUUAGUAUAUGAAUAAAUUAUAGUCAAGUGUUUUAGAAUGUUCGUCAGUAGUAGUUCUUCCUGUUUUAUUAAAAUAUUGAAGAUCA
Messenger RNA from Stylophora pistillata, 13477 nucleotides. RefSeq names its product dynein axonemal heavy chain 3-like. Gene Ontology annotation, molecular function: ATP hydrolysis activity; dynein intermediate chain binding; dynein light intermediate chain binding. Gene Ontology annotation, biological process: microtubule-based movement. Lineage: Eukaryota; Metazoa; Cnidaria; Anthozoa; Scleractinia; Pocilloporidae. Gene Ontology annotation, cellular component: dynein complex. The record is from RefSeq and is a predicted model, not a curated record.